AUGGGCGGCCCUGAUCCCCACAAGAAAGCCCGCAUCCAAUUCAAGAACCUAUCCAAUACGUUAAAGUCCAAGGCUCAUAAGCUUUCGGAAAAAUGCGGCGCAAGGGUAUAUCUAUUUAUCGAGCAUGAGAGAGAGUGCUUUGUCUAUAAGUCUCUAGAUGACUUGCUUUGGCCACCCCCUGAUGGGUUACUUGAGAAAUACUACAACGGACUAGAUAGAAAAGGCUUCAAAGAUAUGCAAACUUCUGCGAGUCAGGAUGAGCCGGAUCAUGUCUCUCAAGAGUGGCUUUCUGCAAGACGGGAGCAUCUAUGUGGUCUGGAAAAACUAUAUAGACUACAUUGGAAUACAAAGGUACAACAGGAUGCGAAGGAAGAAACCAAUGUCCUUGAACAGAACUCUUGA
Molecule: messenger RNA, 402 nt
Organism: Penicillium manginii
Lineage: Eukaryota; Fungi; Ascomycota; Eurotiomycetes; Eurotiales; Aspergillaceae
Exons: 2
Coding region: 1-402 (133 amino acids)
Source: RefSeq, a predicted model, not a curated record